AUGGCAGACGGCGGACCCGGUUUCGAGGGUGUUCCCAUGCAAGGACCGGACCCCUACGGUAACCAAAACAAUGCCGAAGGCUCGUAUAAGCCGAUAGCACCAUACGGCGCCGCAAACUAUACAAGACCUAGGCCGACCACCGCGGGUCAUAUAUCGAGAUGGCUCCAAUUCAUAAUCAAGCACCGAAGGGGUCGCGAUAACCUGGCGCAUAUCAAUAGAAUCCUCUCUACAACAUCAGGCACAGACAAACUCCUUAUGCUGGCAGGUUACACCUUAAUGGCCCUGACUGCUGCCCUUGAACGCGUAAACGGUCCCAUACCAGCCGGCGUCGACCUCCUCAAAGCCGCAACAACCUUUCCCCUCCCCGCCUUCCCAGCAAUCCGUUCCCUAGAAGUCCGUCUAAGAGCUCUAUCCGGCAUAAUCUCCGACUUCCGUAUUUUCUCCCGUCUCUGGGGUCUCUUCGGAAUCGCCGAAUGGGCCGUCCAAGUCUACGAAGCCCCUCCAAAGGACCAACAACUCCGGCAAAUAGCCUACGCUCAAGUCUGCGUAAACAUUAUCUACCAAUCCCUCGAGAAUGUUGCCUAUUUAUCCCAACAUAAGAUCUUACGGUAUUCCAAUGCCACGCAGAACAAACUUUGGGCAUGGAGCUGUAGGUUUUGGGCGGCUCAUGUGGCAUUAGACUUUUGUAGGUUGUGGAGGAUUAGGAUGUUACGGCAUAAUUAUAAGGGUGUGACGGAUGCCGAGGAUCAUGAGUGGUGGAGACAGAUUAGUAGUAAUCUGUGCUGGGCGCCGUUGACGAUUCAUUGGAGUAUAGAGAAUGGCGGGUUGCUAGAUGGGUUUACGACUGGAGCAUUGGGUACCGCGGCUGGUAUUUUGAGCGUACAGCACGUCUGGAGGCAGACAAGGACUUAA
Orbilia oligospora ATCC 24927 is the source of this 912-nucleotide messenger RNA. RefSeq lists its product as uncharacterized. The record is from RefSeq and is a predicted model, not a curated record. The transcript is spliced from 2 exons. Lineage: Eukaryota; Fungi; Ascomycota; Orbiliomycetes; Orbiliales; Orbiliaceae. Bases 1 to 912 code for a protein of 303 amino acids.